UUCCUCUCUCUCUCUCUCUCUCUCUCUCCUUAGCUUCGUUUCUCUUCUCUUUCUCUUUCUCUUUCCACAGUGCCUUUUUCCUUUUUUCUCUUCAUUCUCUCUCUUCUGUGUCAACCCAAAUUCUAGUCCUUUGCAACUGCAACCGCAACCAAACUAAACAAACCUUCGAGCUCAAACUCUUCCAUUCCCUUAGUACCAUUCAAUCUCAUCAUGUCUCAAACUAACUGGGAGGCUGAUAAGAUGUUAGAUGUUUACAUCCAUGAUUACCUUGUGAAGAGGGACUUGAAGGCUUCAGCUCAGGCUUUUCAAGCUGAAGGGAAAGUAUCCUCGGACCCAGUUGCUAUCGAUGCUCCCGGAGGAUUUCUAUUCGAGUGGUGGUCGGUUUUCUGGGACAUAUUUAUUGCCAGGACUAAUGAGAAGCACUCAGAGGUUGCCGCCUCGUAUAUUGAGACACAAUUAAUUAAGGCUAGGGAGCAACAGCAGCAGCAACAGCAGCCGCAGCCACAACCCCAGCAGUCACAACAUCAACAUCAACAGCAGCAGCAGCAGCAACAACAACAACAACAACAGCAGCAGCAGCCGCAGCAACAGCAGCAACAACAGCAGCCACAGCCGCAGCAACAGCAGCAACCACCCCAACAACAACAGGGUAGGGAUAGGGCUCAUCUCUUGAAUGGUGGUACCAAUGGGCUAGUUGGAAACCCUGGCACUGCUAAUGCAAUGGCAACAAAGAUGAUCGAGGACAGGUUAAAACUGCCCCUUCAGAGGGAUUCUUUGGAUGAAGCAGCAAUGAAGCAAAGAUUCGGAGACCAACUCAUGGACCCAAAUCAUGCCUCAAUAUUGAAGUCAUCUGCAGCUCCUGGCCAGCCUUCAGGGCAAGUUUUGCAUGGUGCUGCUGGUGCGAUGUCUCCACAAGUUCAAGGUCGUAGUCAGCAAUUACCAGGGUCUACUCCGGACAUUAAGAGUGAGAUUAAUCCUGUUUUAAAUCCCAGAGCUGCGGGGCCUGAAGGAUCACUAAUAGGAAUGCCUGGAUCAAAUCAAGGCAGCAACAAUUUGACUUUGAAGGGGUGGCCACUCACAGGGUUGGAGCAAUUACGGUCUGGUCUACUUCAGCAGCAAAAACCUUUCAUGCAAGCCCCACAGCCUUUUCAUCAGCUUCCAAUGUUGACACCCCAGCAUCAGCAACAUCUUAUGUUACAAGCACAACAAAAUCUGGCAUCACCAUCUGCUAGUGAUGAUAGUAGAAGACUCAGAAUGCUGAUGAAUAAUAGGAACAUGGGGUUAAGUAAGGAUGGUCUUUCAAAUCCGGUGGGGGAUGUACCAAAUGUUGGAUCACCACUUCCAGGUGGUGGUCCCCCGUUUCCUCGUGGAGAUACAGAUAUGUUAAUGAAGUUGAGACUGGCUCAGUUACAUCAGCAGCAUCAAAAUGCCAAUCCACAGCAGCAGCAGCAGCUUCAACAGCAUGCUCUUUCAAAUCAGCAAUCCCAGAGUUCAAAUCAUAGCAUGCAUCAACAAGACAGAGUAGCAGGAGCUGGCAGUGUCACUGCGGAUGGAAGCAUGUCAAACUCCUUUAGAGGAAAUGAUCAGGUUUCAAAAAACCAGACUGGGAGAAAGAGAAAGCAGCCUGUAUCUUCUUCUGGACCUGCCAAUAGCUCAGGAACAGCAAAUACAGCAGGCCCAUCUCCAAGUUCAGCGCCAUCAACUCCCUCCACUCAUACACCUGGUGAUGUGAUGUCAAUGCCUGCAUUACCUCAUAGUAGUAGUUCAACAAAGCCUCUAAUGAUGUUUGGUACCGAUGGCACCGGAACUCUUACAUCACCCUCAAACCAGUUGUGGGAUGAUAAGGAUCUUGAAUUGCAGGCUGACGUGGAUCGUUUUGUGGAGGAUGGAUCUCUUGAUGACAAUGUUGAGUCUUUUUUAUCCCAUGAUGAUACAGAUGCUAGAGAUGCAGUUGGUCGUUGUAUGGAUGUAAGCAAAGGUUUCACAUUUUCUGAAGUAAACUCAGUACGGGCAAGCACAAGCAAGGUCGUCUGUUGCCAUUUCUCAUCUGAUGGGAAAUUGCUUGCAAGUGGUGGACAUGACAAGAAGGCUGUUUUAUGGUACACAGAUUCUCUGAAGCAGAAAACUACCCUUGAAGAGCAUUCAUCGUUAAUCACUGAUGUCCGGUUUAGCCCAAGCAUGCCUCGCCUUGCAACAUCUUCGUUUGACAAAACUGUCAGAGUUUGGGAUGUUGACAAUCCGGGGUAUUCUCUUCGCACCUUUACUGGACAUUCAACAUCAGUUAUGUCUCUAGAUUUUCACCCGAAUAAGGAUGACCUUAUCUGCUCUUGUGAUGGUGACGGUGAGAUACGAUAUUGGAGCAUAAACAAUGGCAGUUGUGCUAGAGUUGCAAAGGGUGGGACUGUGCAGAUGAGAUUUCAACCUCGACUCGGGAGGUACCUUGCUGCGGCUGCAGAGAAUGUCGUAUCUAUACUUGAUGUGGAGACACAAGCAUGCCCAUAUUCGUUAAAGGGACACACAAAGCCGAUACAUUCCGUGUGUUGGGACCCAUCUGGGGAGUUCCUUGCAUCUGUCAGUGAGGACUCUGUAAGGGUUUGGACUCUUGGAACAGGAACUGAGGGCGAAUGUGUUCACGAGCUUAGCUGUAACGGCAACAAGUUCCACUCGUGUGUUUUCCACCCAACGUAUUCUUCGCUGCUCGUCAUUGGUUGUUAUCAGUCGUUGGAGCUGUGGAACAUGUCAGAGAACAAGACAAUGACUCUGUCUGCUCAUGAAGGUCUGGUCGCCGCGUUGGCAGUUUCAACUGUAAAUGGUUUGGUUGCUUCAGCGAGUCAUGACAAGUAUGUCAAGCUCUGGAAAUAAAAGAGAAUCUGAAUGUGUUGGAUCAAUGUUGAUAGUAACAUGCUUGUAGUUUAUUUCGCUUCUUUCUUUUUUCUUUUUUCCUUUUUAUAUUUUUUGGCUGCUGCUUUUGGUGUAAUAUCUAAUUUUAUUUUACACGUAAUGUAAUGUUAGCUAGAGACUUUGUAACGUUUGGUUGGUGUUUUAAACUUAUGGCCUUGUAUAAUUUCGAUUGGAUCUUAUUGUUGCAUCAUUUUUUCCGAUUAGUAGUGUAACUUGAAUUUGCAGCAAACAACUAUGAUUAUGUAAAGUGGAAAUUCAAACAAUUAAGGACCAAUUAUUUUAU
Arachis ipaensis is the source of this 3184-nucleotide messenger RNA. RefSeq names its product transcriptional corepressor LEUNIG. Gene Ontology annotation, cellular component: nucleus. Gene Ontology annotation, molecular function: protein binding. The record is from RefSeq and is a predicted model, not a curated record. Lineage: Eukaryota; Viridiplantae; Streptophyta; Magnoliopsida; Fabales; Fabaceae.